Molecule: messenger RNA, 522 nt
Organism: Ilex paraguariensis (yerba mate)
Lineage: Eukaryota; Viridiplantae; Streptophyta; Magnoliopsida; Aquifoliales; Aquifoliaceae
Source: the annotation of a GenBank genome assembly
AUGGUCACACCCGACGGCUACGAGAUCAUGACGUACACCUGCGCCGGCACCGGAGGCAACGACGACGAAGCUCAAGAUUGCAUGGACAUGGCUUCAUCUAUUCGGGCAGUUGAAAAACUUCUAAAUUACACAUUUAAGAACAAAAAAUUGGCAGAAGAUGCCUUAACUCACUCCUCUUUCACCGAUUCCACCUCUUACCAACGCCUCGAGUUCGUCGGCGACGCCGCUUUGGGUCUCGCGAUUUCCAAUUAUGUGUUCUUAGCCUACCCCGACCUUGAGCCUGGCCUACUCUCUCUCCUCCGCGCUGCCAAUAUCAGUACCGAGAAGCUCGCUCGGGUCGCAGUCCGACACGGGUUGUACAGAUAUGUCCGCCAUAAUGCCAGCGCUCUUGAUGAGAAGGUCAGAGAUUUCGCUAUAUCGGUUGAGGGAGAAGAUGAGACAGAGGUGUACGGUGGGGCGGUCAAGGCGCCGAAAAAUUCUUGCGGACAUUGUGGAGUCUGUGGCGGCUGCUGUAUAUGUUGA